AUGCGUUCAGGCACUCGCCCAGCGACAAUUGCUUUUGACGAAGUGGCAAUGGCAGUUCCUACAAACGCCAGUGCUGCUGAACCAACACUUGUGGCAGCGUCACAUAAUUCUCGCAUCCCUGGUAAGACCUUAACCACUGCCCUCCUUGGCCCUCUCUGCCAAACUAUUUGCAUUCGCAAUUUGAGUCCCCUCGACUCUCAGUUCACUGCUCCAGCUCCUGUCGAGAACCCGAACACCAACACGGCUUUGGCCAAAGGCAAUCUUUGUCAAUUACCCAUCGACAUGAGUUAUCCAUUCACCAACUUUCAUGCACCCUUCGCGGUGACCAGUGGAGCGGCAGACUAUUCGCAGCCGAUGCAUACCUUUGGCUACGAGCCUCAACCUACAGUGAGGCUUUCUAAUAAAAACCUCCCCGACCGGACAGUUCCAAGUGCUUGGUCCCCAGCUAUCCCACUACCUGUCCUACCUGAAGCCAGUACUGUGGUGUGUCAAAGCCAGAGAGACAAUUUUGAUCACCAUUUUCUACACCAGCCUUCAGAUUCUCGUGGUCAUGGUAGCAUCCAUUCCAAUAUCGGGAUCAAUUCUCAGCUGCCCUCUAAAGAUAUUGCUCUUAUCCGGCAAUCGAAGGAAAAACGACAGACUGCCAAUGUAUGCUGGGAGGGUGAUUGUAAAGGCCGCGUCUACUCGAAUUUCAGCAAUCUUCUCCGUCACCAACGAGAACGACACGGCGAAAGCGACAAAGUCUCCUGCACCCUAUGUGGCAGCAAGUUUACUCGUACAACCGCACGCAAUGUUCACGAACGCAAUGAGGUUUGCUCAAGAUCUAAGUGA
Messenger RNA from Penicillium canescens, 831 nucleotides. RefSeq lists its product as uncharacterized. Bases 1 to 831 code for a protein of 276 amino acids. NCBI's taxonomy places the organism in Eukaryota, Fungi, Ascomycota, Eurotiomycetes, Eurotiales, Aspergillaceae. The record is from RefSeq and is a predicted model, not a curated record. The transcript has 5 exons.